Molecule: messenger RNA, 2240 nt
Organism: Ochotona curzoniae (black-lipped pika)
Lineage: Eukaryota; Metazoa; Chordata; Mammalia; Lagomorpha; Ochotonidae
Product: zinc finger protein 416-like
Exons: 2
Biological process (GO): regulation of transcription by RNA polymerase II
Molecular function (GO): DNA-binding transcription factor activity; RNA polymerase II cis-regulatory region sequence-specific DNA binding
Source: RefSeq, a predicted model, not a curated record
UGGAAAAGUCUGUCCCCAUCGUGGCAGGACUGUGUGACCUUUGAGGACGUAGCCAUUUGCUUCUCCCGGGAAGAGUGGAGGCUCCUCAGUGGGACUCAGCGGUUGCUGUACCUCGACGUGAUGCUGGAGAGCUUUGCACUGGUGGCGUCGCUGGUUUGUGGACAUGGAGUGGAUGAUGAAGAGACACCUUCUGAGAAGAGGGCUUUCGUAGAAGGAGCGUCACAGGUCAGGACUCCAGAGAUGGCGCCAGCCAGCCAGGAUGCUCGCCCCUGUGAACUGUGUGUCCCAGUCCUGAAGGACAUUUUGCACCUGACUGAGCUGCCCGUGUGGACAACAUGCUUCACUGGUGCAUGUGCAAACCUUCAUUGGCACCAGAAGCAUCACAGAGCAGAGAAACCCUGGAGCAGUGACAUGGAAAGGGCGUCACAGGAGAAGAACUUCCUGCUCCGUGCACCUGGGAAGCCUUCCGCCCAGGAGGAGGCGGGAAAGGACUACCCAGCCAUGCUGCGUGCUUUCCAGCCCCCAGAUAUUCCCAGCUGUGAGAAGCCAAGCAUAGUAGCCGGGGAUAGGGGGUCCUUUCACGCUGGAACAAGCCAUUGCAUGUGGAGUGAAUACAAGAAAGCUAGCCACAAACAUGCUCUUUUUCACCACCCAAGAGUCCCUGCUGGAAAAAGGCUUUAUGAAUCUCCAAAAUGUGGAACACCCUACCGUUGCGAGUACUCGCUGACUCAGCUCCAGAAGGUGCCCAUUGGAGAAAGGCCUUAUGAAUGCAGUGAAUGUGGGAAAUCUUUUAGCCAGACAUCUCACUUGAAUGACCAUCAGAGAAUCCACACUGGAGAGAGGCCUUACGAGUGUGGGCAGUGUGGGAAGUCAUUUAGCCAAAGAGCCUCUCUCAUUAAACAUCACAGAGUCCACACUGGAGAGAGGCCUUACGAGUGUGGGCAGUGUGGGAAAUCCUUUAGCCAAAGUUCCAAUCUCAUUGAACACUGUAGAAUUCACACUGGUGAAAGGCCUUAUGAGUGUGAUGAAUGUGGGAAAGCCUUUGGUUCCAAAUCCACUCUUGUUCGGCACCAAAGGAUUCAUUCAGGGGAAAAGCCUUAUGAAUGUGUUGAGUGUGGAAAAUUGUUUACACAAAGUCACAGUCUGCUUGAACAUCGGAUAAUUCACACUGGAGCAAGGCCUUAUGAGUGCAGCCAAUGUGGGAAGUCCUUUAGUCUCAAAUAUGGCCUCCUUCAGCACCAGCUGAUUCACAGUGGAGCUAAGCCUUUUGAGUGCGACUACUGUGGAAAAUCGUUUAGCCAAAGAGCCACCCUCAAUAAGCACUACAAAGUUCACACUGCAGAAAGGCCUUACGAGUGUGAGGAAUGCGGGAAAGCUUUCAUGUUCAAGUCCAAACUUGUUCGACACCACAGAACGCACACUGGAGAAAGGCCUUUUCAGUGCAGUGAAUGUGGGAAAUUUUUUAGGCAAAGCUAUACUCUUGUUGAGCACCAGAAAAUUCACACAGGAUUAAGGCCUUAUGAAUGUGGGCAGUGUGGGAAAUCCUUUAUUCAAAAGUCUGGCCUUAUUCAACACCAGGUAGUUCACACUGGAGAAAGGCCUUACGAGUGUGGCAAGUGUGGGAAGGCCUUUACCCAACAUUCUGGCCUCAUUCUCCACCGAAAAUCUCACAGCAUGGAGAGGCCAUGUGAAAGCAAGAGGGGGAGAGUCUUGGGUCCCAAAGCUAACAUCGUCUAGCUCCUGAAAAUUCAUAUUGGAAAAAGGCUUAAGCCCGCAACACAUGUGCCAUUUUAUUAUUAUUAUUGUGGCACAAAUAGCUUUUCUGAUAUAGCCAUCGGCCUGAAGUUGAACCCCACACUUCCAAACAGCCGGAGGGGUACAAUUCUGCAUUGGUUCUAAACAUCAGGUGAUGCUUCCUCUAAAUGGCCCAGAGUCCUUGCCAGAGUAACCGCUUCCGGUCUUCUCUGAUGGUCGCUAUCUGCCCUCUGUCACUGGGCGCAGUGUGCUACGGCUGCCUGGCACUGACAUACUUUACUGGGAGGAAACGCAGGCCUUUUGGAAGUGAUUUCCUUUCUGAUGGCGUAAAGCCUACACCUGCCCCAGUGUUUCUAAGGACUCCGUCUUCAUUCUGCUGGCACCAUCCAUGAAGGCCUUACUUUAUUCAUGAAGAUUAUUGGUUUUACUUGCUUAAAGUUGACUUUUUUUCCAGCCUUCUAGCCACUGCUAACUACCAACUCCAC